Messenger RNA from Aspergillus sclerotioniger CBS 115572, 985 nucleotides. RefSeq lists its product as uncharacterized. Bases 104 to 724 code for a protein of 206 amino acids. NCBI's taxonomy places the organism in Eukaryota, Fungi, Ascomycota, Eurotiomycetes, Eurotiales, Aspergillaceae. The record is from RefSeq and is a predicted model, not a curated record. The transcript has a single exon.
CCACUGCAAGAAUCGACCGUACUUGUUGAUGGGCAAUGGACGAGAGCCCAAUUCACCUUUCUUCAACUUGGCAGUCCUCGCUUAUUAGCAGUUAAGCUUUCUCAUGUCAUACGGGCUUCUAUACGUUAACCAGUGUCUUCAAAACCCGUACUUGGGCCACGGAGUAUGGAAACGGAAUUCGACGAGGUGGAUCGUUGCACCCUUCGACCUGAACUGGACAGGAGUCUGCCCAUGGCUUAUUCGAGGAAGCCGAACUCACAAUCAGGCCAGCACAACCCGGCUCUCUUCAGGUUCAGCACUAACGGUCGGGUUGUCGGACAGCAAACAGCCAUGUGGAGCUAAUCACGGGCAUUAUAUAUCUGGACCGAGCCCCUGGAAACUCUCCCCAAAAAGGCCCGAAGCUUCUAAAUCCAACAAGAGUAGUAGCGCCGGUGAAUCACUAGUGAAUCAUGCCUACCUUUGCCGCACGUUACAUCCCCGGAUGAUUUCGGAGCAAUUCAUAGCGUCGUCCUUGCGAUUCAAUCAGAUAGAAACAGCAACCACGUUGGACCCGAGCAGAGCUGGUUGGCGUCUCAAACACCACCUAUCUGUCUGCUUAGACUGGACAGUCUCAGCAAGAUCUCCAAAGGUCAUCGACACACUUCGAUCCCGACUCCAUUCUGCCCCCACACUUGCAAACACUUCAGCCCAAGUCAGACCAUGUCUAGAUAAUCUAGGUAGCUGACGUGGAGCUGUCCCCGUAUCUACCCGAAAUUUAUAGACCAAGGGGUACCUACCUACUAUGUUCCAGCAAGCUUGAAAAUAGCACACAGUAGCAAUCGUUAUCUUAUCUUAUCACACCAACCGUCAACAGAUACCGAUGACGAUGACUUUUCCUGUCCCUUUGGACAAGACAGCAUAUCUCAACCUGGUUGUAAGGGAUAAGGUAUAUAAGUACUUUGGCAGAUGGAGGAGUCAAUCGCUCACAGUCCACUGCGCAGCAACC